AUGGACAAGGGGAAUUUCACACCUGUAACUGAAUUUUUUCUGAUUGGACUUUCCCAUUACCCAGGCCUCCAGAUAUUUCUUUAUGUCAUCUGCCUGGUGAUGUACUUGGUAAUUUUGUUUGGAAACAGUUUCCUUAUUAUCAUCAGCAUUCUGGAUCCCCGCCUUCACACACCUAUGUAUUUUUUCCUUGGAAACCUUUCCUUCUUGGAUAUCUGUUACACGUCCUCCUCUGUACCACAAGUUCUGAUAAUUAUUAUAUCAGAAAGAAAAUCCAUUUCUUUCACUCGAUGUGCACUGCAAAUGAUUCUGUCUCUUGGAUUGGGGUGUACAGAAUGCAUUCUCCUGGCUGUGAUGGCUUUUGACCGGUAUGUUGCCAUCUGUAAUCCCUUAAGAUACACCAUAAUCAUGAACAAUGGACUGUGUGUUCAGAUGGCAGCUUGGACCUGGAUUAUAGGGUGUUUGAACACACUGCUACCCUCUGUGCUUGCCCUAAUAAAGCCUUUCUGUGGGAAUGUCAUCGAUCACCUUACCUGUGAAAUUCUGGCUCUUCUUAAACUGAUUUGUGGAGACAUCUCUAUCAAUGUUCUACUCCUGACAGUUGGAAGUAUCCUGUACUUAUUGACUCCUCUCCUGCUUAUUUUCUUCUCUUAUGUCUUCAUCCUCUCCACUAUCCUGAGGAUCAAUUCUAGUGAGGGGAGGAAAAAAGCCUUCUCCACCUGCUCAGCCCACCUUACCGUGGUGAUCUUGUUCUAUGGUUCAGCCCUUUUCAUGUACAUGAAGCCCAAGUCCAAGGACACUCAGAUUUUUGAUGAGAUUUUUGGGUUGUCCUAUGGAGUCAUCACUCCAAUGUUGAAUCCCAUCAUCUACAGUCUGAGGAACAAAGAAGUGAAAGAUGCUGUGGUGAAACUCCUAUUCAGAAACCUGUACUUGAAGAGAAUGUAA
This is a messenger RNA of Monodelphis domestica (gray short-tailed opossum), 942 nucleotides long. RefSeq names its product olfactory receptor 13D1-like. The record is from RefSeq and is a predicted model, not a curated record. Gene Ontology annotation, biological process: G protein-coupled receptor signaling pathway. Gene Ontology annotation, molecular function: G protein-coupled receptor activity; olfactory receptor activity. Gene Ontology annotation, cellular component: membrane. Lineage: Eukaryota; Metazoa; Chordata; Mammalia; Didelphimorphia; Didelphidae.